ACCCAAAUCCGUUUGAAGGACUGUCAUUGCAUUGUUAUGACACAUGCUGUAAAAACGUGUUGGCAAUGUGAAUAAGUUAACACUGUUGGUUAUUCAAAUAUAAUGAAUCAUUAUUUGAUUAAUAAUAUCCAAAUAACACUAUCAUAUACAAUAUGGUAGGAGGGUUAAACUCGCUAGCCAAAGGAUAGGCUACAAAAUGAAUGAACCACUUUGUAUGCAGGAAAGACAGCAUCAAACCACUACAGAUGGAUGGCAGGUUGAGGAAACAGCAUCAGGGCUUCAGAAAUGGAGCCAAACAUCCACCAAAUUGAACUAUCUCCUAUCCAACUCCAGGAUUAUCUCGUAGCCAACCCAAGGCGCUGCUUGAUCAAGUCCUGGAUUAAGGAGAAUAUCAAAAAGAAGGAGUGCUGCUUCUACGUGCAGACUGAGAGAGAGGGCUUUUGCAAAUGUGGCUACCCCAAAGACCACCAUGUGGUGGCGACCAUCGUGCCAGAGAGGUUUCUGGGACAGUCCUGGGAGGGAGAGAAGCACAUGCGCGAGGUUCCCACCGACGCCUUUGGGGAUAUCGACUUCGGAGGCCUCGGCCUAAACAAGGCCAAGUAUGUACGCGUCUCCUCAGACACCCCCUCCCAUGUUUUGUACCACCUGAUUACGAAAUACUGGAAGCUCCGCCCCCCGAACCUGCUCAUCUCAGUCACAGGUGGGGCCAAGAACUUCUACAUGAGGACACACCUGAAGCAGAAGUUCCGUAGAGGACUCAUCAAAGUCGCCCAGAGCACAGGUGCCUGGAUCAUCACUGGGGGCACCCACACUGGGGUGAUGAAGCAUGUGGGGAUGGCCGUGCGUGACUACACCCUCAAUAGCAGCUCUGCCCGGGGGGAGAUCGUGGCCAUCGGGGUGGCCCCCUGGGGAACCGUACACAAACGCCAGUCCCUCGUACACCCUGAGGGCUGUUUCCCUGCCCACUACACAGUGGACGAACAGAGCAAGGGCCGGCUCUCCUGCCUGGACAGCAACCACUCGCACUUCCUGCUGGUGGACGACGGCACGCAUGGCCACUACGGCGUGGAGAUCGACCUGCGCAGCCGCCUGGAGAAGUUCAUCGCAGAGCAGCCCCUGGGAAACCGACUCAGGCAAAAUCAAAAAAGUCAUUUGAAGAUCCCUGCUGUGUGCAUGUUAUUGAAUGGAGGACAGGACGAUCUGAAUACCAUCUACAGUGCCAUGCUGAGCGGCACCCCGUGUGUGGUUCUGGAGGGCUCGGGUCGGAUGGCAGACGUGAUCGCUAACGUGGCCGGGAAGCCCGUAUCACAGGUCACCCUGGCUCUGAUCCAGAGGCACAUGAAAAGGUUCUUUGGACAGGAGUACAAUGACUUCUCUGACAUCAAAUGGGCUAAAAAGAUCCAGGACAUCAUCAGGAUGCCACAUCUCCUGACCGUGUUCCACGUGGAUGAGGACAAGAACAGCGAUAUGGACGUAGCCAUUCUCCAGGCCUACCUGAAAGCGUCCAGGAGUGAGGAGAACGCAGGGCAGAGGGGCUUGGAGAGGGAGCUGGAGCUGGCCGUGGCCUGGAACCGUGUGGACAUUGCUGAGAGCGAAAUCUUGACAGAGGAGAGCCAGUGGCAGUCGGGCGACCUGCACAAGGCCAUGUUCUCGGCCCUGGUGGGCCACAAGUCGGAGUUUGUGCGGCUGCUGCUGGAGAAUGGCGUCAGCAUCCCCCAGUUCCUGUCUGGGGACAAGAUGCUGCUCAAGCUCUACAACGCUAUGCCCAGCUGCCUCUUCCGGCGCAAGCUGGUCAAGCAGAUGCAGGGCGACAAGGGCGGGCGGAGGCAGGUGUCUCUGGCAGCGGUGGCUGAGGUGGUGCGCCAGCUACUAGGCAGCUUCACCCAGCCCAUUUACUCUCCCUCGCACGAGUUCAUCAAGAUGGUCGACGACAACCCUGUGAUUAGAGACCCUGGGAGAGACUUCUUCCUGUGGGCCGUUCUGCAGAAUAACAGAGAGCUGGCCCAGAUUGCCUGGGAACAGUGUAGAGACAGCACGGCUGCUGCUUUGGCAGCCAGCAAAAUUCUGAAAAAGCUGGCACAGGAGUCUGAGAAUGAUGACGAAGAUGAUGCCAAUGACUUGAGACAACUUGCCAACCACUAUGAGAGACAGGCCAUUGGUGUGUUCAGUCAGUGCCAUAGCAAAGAUGACCAGCAGCUACUCCAGAGACUUCUGAUCCGAAUUUCACCAUCCUGGGGCAAAACCACAUGUCUUCAAUUGGCAGUGGAGGCGGAAGACAAGAGCUUUGUGGCACAUUCAGGGGUUCAGGCUUAUCUCACCCAGAUCUGGUGUGGAGAGCUGGCUCUGGACACCCCUCAGUGGAAGAUAUUUCUCUGCAUGCUGUUCUUUCCACUCAUCUACACAGGCUUCAUAACCUAUAGAUGUGACGAGGACAUUAAAAAGGAGGCCAUGAGGAAGGAGAUGUUGGCAAUGGAGUCUGAGACAGGAAGUUGGACCGAUAUCAGCGAUCCUCAGGACAGUGACGAGCUGAAGCCGCUGAGCUGCCGAGCCAGACUGGGGAGCUUCUACGCAGCCCCACAGGUGAAGUUCUUGUGGAACCUCGCCUCCUACUUUGGGUUCCUGUUCCUCUUCUCUUUUGUGCUGAUGGUCGACUUCCAGCCCACGCCGUCACUGAGUGAGUGGCUGCUCUACGUCUGGGUUACCUCUUUAGUGUUUGAGGAGGUCAGACAGCUUUUUGAUGAUCCGGAUGGAUUUGAGUUCCGAAGGAAAUCCAAGAUGUAUAUUAUUGACAUGGUUUCCUUCCUGCUCUUCAUCGCUGGUCUUGCCUGCAGAUGGAUCAGCAGUACAUUUUACAUGGGAAAGGUCAUCCUCUGCAUCGACUUCAUUUUUUUCUUUCUGCGACUGAUUGGCAUCUUUACCAUCAGCAAAGUCCUGGGCCCAAAAAUCCUCAUUAUCAAAAGGAUGAUGGUGGACCUGUUCCUCUUCAUGUCCCUGCUCAGUAUCUGGGUGGUCGCCUACGGGGUGGCUAACCAGGGCAUUCAGAUUCACAACGAGAAGAGACUGCACUGGAUAAUCAGAGGAGCUGUGUAUGAUCCCUACCUCCUCAUAUUCGGCAAUGUCCCAACCGACAUCGACAGUGCUGAGUUUGACAUAUCCACAUGCACUGUGAAUGGCACCGACCCCCUGCUACCAAAAUGCCCUGUGCUCAAUGCCAAUCAAAUGCCAGGCUAUCCCGAGUGGCUGACCACCAUCUUGCUGUCUGUUUACCUUCUCCUUGCCAACCUUAUGCUCAUCAACGUCCGCAUUGCCAUCUUCAACCAAGCAUUUCAUGCGGUGCAGGAAAACAGCGACACAUUCUGGAAGUUCCAGAGGUACGAGCUGAUUAAGGAGUUCCACAGUCGCCCGGCUCCGCCCCCUCCCUUCAUCCUCCUCAGCCACCUCUACCUCCUGCUCAGGCGCUUCAUUAUGUGCUGCCACCCGCAGGGGAGGAAGCAGUUGUCUGAAACUGAGGAGGAGGAUUUGAUGUCAAGGGAGGGUUUCAUGAAGGAUAAGUACUUGGCCACCCAGCGUCCGGAGAGGAGUGAGAGCAUGGAACACCGCAUGGUUCAGCUGGAGGAACAGGUCUCCCAGUCCGCUAAAGCACUGCAAUGGAUGAUAUACACCCUAAAAGCCCAAGGUUACCAAUCUAAAGAGGAGCCGCCUUCUAUGUCUAGGAGCACAGAGAGUAAAAGAGAUGAGGAUGAGAUUGACGGCGAUCCAGAGAGGAGACAGUACCACUUCCACGCCCAAAGGUCCUUGUGCAGGGGCGCAGGAGAUAUUUUCAAAGUGAAAGGGACCAAAUUGUGAGCAAAAACCCAGAUAGUGAAAUCCGGCCUCCAGAUAUAGGACCACCACCUCUGACCCACUGUCGACUAUCAUAAUAUUCUGUCAGAAUAUUAAGAUAAUAACAUUAAUUGUUUUCAAAAUAUGUUUUCAUCAAAAUUGUCAAAACUGGAGGAUGGGCAGAUUGCUGGCCUAUCAUCUAGUGCAGUGGUUCUUAACUGGUCUAGCUUUGGGACAAGUUAAAAAACGUAUAACAUCGCUUAGAGCACCUUUAAGAAACACUGAUCUAGUGGGCAUCCAAGACCACUGGCCUGCCAUUUAGUGGUAUUUGAUUCCCAGUACAUGCUUGAAAAUAUGACUUGGACACAUUAUCAUUUUUCAUAUUAUGAUAACAGUUUUCUUUUUCCAGCGAUACACCAUUGAGGUUAAUGGUGUGCAAAUAACCGCUGUAAAUGGUUCUAGUAUUGAUAGAGAUUCUGAGAUAUCUUGGUAUAUGGCUGGAUGACAAACUCACAUUUAAUUACCAUAUAGCCAUCCUAGUAAAAAAAACUGAGACAAAAAAUUGGUUUCUUCUACAGAAACAAAGCCAACCUCCCUAUGGAAUGUAGGAAACAAGUUGUUGAAGCAGUUUUAAUGUUCUAUAGUGAUGUGAUGUAAAUGCUAAUGCUUGCACACUUAAAGCCCAGGACUCAGUCUACCACUCUGCCCUGAGGUUCAUAUAUGUGACCUGACAGACAGGAACAUCAGGAUGUAUAGAAAGAUGUACAGUGGUGAACAGCUCUGACCAAGGGGUGUUUUAUGGUAUACUGGUCAUUUUUCAUUAGCACAACGCUGUAAAA
Alosa sapidissima (American shad) is the source of this 4661-nucleotide messenger RNA. RefSeq names its product transient receptor potential cation channel subfamily M member 2-like. Lineage: Eukaryota; Metazoa; Chordata; Actinopteri; Clupeiformes; Clupeidae. The record is from RefSeq and is a predicted model, not a curated record. Gene Ontology annotation, molecular function: ligand-gated calcium channel activity. The transcript has 26 exons. Gene Ontology annotation, cellular component: membrane. Bases 286 to 3846 code for a protein of 1186 amino acids. Gene Ontology annotation, biological process: calcium ion transmembrane transport.